AGCAAACGUUAACAAAGCUAGCUGAUUGACUUAGGUAGGAAGCUAGCAUUAGCAAAGCUAACAUUAGCCAACAAUCGUGAAGGAGCGAACCUCUCAUGAGCGUGUUGUUCAGGACAAAUGCCAACACCUCUGGGUUAUUUUGCCUAGUGAGACCAGCAAAAGUGAACCGCAUCAAAUGAAAGGUGGUGGAAGUGGAACUUGACCCAUCCAACUGAGUCACCAUUUUCCUGCACAUAAUGGGUUUGAUGGCUCCACUGUAUGCAUGACUUGUUUCGUGCAGCCUGAUGGGAGGACACUGUGGAUAGUACUUUCAUCAGGAUACCAGGAGAGCAACCCAUGCCCCCACAUUGGAGGGCCUGUCAGAAUGAAGAAGAUAAGCCUUAAGACCAUCCGCAAGUCCCUCAGCAUAAAGGGCAAAGAGGAGGGUGACUUUGUCAUGCUCCAGCAGCCCUCGGUGACUACAGAGUUUUCUAAGGAAGAGUCACUUUUUGGGGGCUGCUACACCAAAGAGCUCUCUGGCUGUGACCUUGGUGGUGAGGAGGACAAAGGAGGCCAGAAUAAGGGCCGCUCAAAGAGCGAGAGCCUGAUGGGAUCGCUAAAGAGGAGACUGUCUGCCAAGCAGAAGGCGAAAGUGAAAGGCAGCUCCUCUGCCAUCGGCUCUGUGGAUGAUGAUGACACCUUCUCAUCCUCGUCUGUGCCCAUCAGCUUCAAUGAGGUGAAAGCCCAGAGACCCCUCAGAUCUGCAUCCCUGCGGAGUCACCAUUAUAGCCCCUCGCCAUGGCCUCUGCGGUCAGUAAACUCUGACGAGGCGUGUAUCAAGAUGGAGGUAAAAGUUAAGGCCAUGGUUCACUCUCCCAGCCCUAGUCCAAACUUAAACGGCGUCCGGAAAGAAUUUCAUGAUUUCCAAAUGGAAGGGCUCUUUCAGGACCAAGCAGAAUCCUUAAAGAAUCUCCAGCAGCCACAAAACGGGGAGCUGCAUCUAAAUAUUGAUGACAAUGACGUGCCUGUGGUGCUGGGGUUGACUCCCCAGGACUACAUCCAGUACACAAUGCCUUUAGAUGAGGGAAUGUACCCAGAAGGGUCCCACUCCUUCUGCCUGGACAGCUCCUCUCCCAUGGAGGUGGUGACUGAAGCAGACAGUCGGUCCCUCCACGCAGACCAGGGUCAGGAGGAACAUGAACUGGUUAGUGGGAUGCCUCCGGAUCUCUUCAUGGAAACCUCAGUUAAUAGUCUUCUUAUCGGUUCCGCUGGUGUGAUGCUCCAAAGCUCUCGAGUAGAGGUCCCACCUCCACUCUCUCCACUCCUGCCGCCCAUGAUGAGUAACGGACAUAUUCCAAGGACUUUUUCAGGGUUCAGCUCAACGGACAGCCAGGUAGCUGAGAGGGUAAGACACCACCUCAACUUUGACCCGAAUUCUGCUCCCGGGGUCAGUCGGGUGUACGACUCAGUCCAGAGCAGCGGGCCCAUGGUUGUCACCAGUCUGACAGAGGAGCUGAAGAAGCUGGCGAGGCAGGGCUGGUACUGGGGCCCCAUCACACGCUGGGAGGCCGAGGAAAAGCUGGUCAAUUUAGCCGAUGGCUCAUUCCUGGUGAGAGACAGCUCGGACGACAGGUACCUGCUCAGCCUGAGUUUCAGGUCACAGGGCAAAACUCUCCACACUCGCAUCGAACACUCCAAUGGACGCUUCAGCUUCUAUGAGCAGCCUGAUGUGGAGGGACACACGUCCAUCGUUGACUUAAUUGAACACUCUAUCAAAGACUCUGAGAAUGGAGCUUUUUGCUAUUCCAGGUCUCGCUUACCAGGGUCUGCAACCUACCCCGUCAGACUAACCAACCCAGUAUCUCGGUUUAUGCAAGUGCGCUCCCUGCAGUAUCUUUGUCGCUUUGUCAUCAGACAAUACACAAGGAUAGACCUGAUCCAGAAACUGCCCUUACCUAACAAGAUGAAAGAUUAUCUGCAGGAGAAGCACUACUGAGGACACAGAGAUAGGACAGUGGUAGCAAUUUGCACUUUUGUGUUCAGUUAAGAGAUUUAAAACAAGGUUUACAGACAACCACAGUUUUGAGAUGAUCGGUUCUGGUGGCUCUUGAUUUGUGUCCAGGUGACUCUGUCACCGUUUAGUCCUCCAUUCCACUGUUCUGGGUUUUUCUGCUCAUUUUAGGAGGCUCUACUUCCGGAAACGUAGUCCAGCACAUAAUCUAUUGCAAAAAUUGUAGAAGAGGUAUUCAACCAAGUUGUCUUAGUUGCAUGCAAUAAGUGCAGACAUUAGACAUGUUUUGGGAUGUAUUGUAUGGUUAAAUGUAACAUCCAGCUGUGCAAGUAGAGCAGGUUUAAAAGUUGGGUCUGUAGAAAAAUAAAAUUCCACUUUGAAUUUUAUAAAACGUUUAAUUUUUAUCCUCCAAAUUGUACAUGUCAAAAAUGGAUAAGUGUUGCUACGAUGAAGCUUUUAAAUCAAAUGUUAACCUUCCUGCAGACUGACCAAUUUUGAUCAUCUUUUGCAUUUUAUUACCUGUCAGAUUGUGCAGUGUUACAAUCUUUUUCAGCAUGACCAGACUGAGAAGUAGAACUUGCUGCAUCUAUACUAUGCAAAUAGAUAAAAAAUGGCAAGGCUAGGCGUCAUUGUAUAACAACUGAUGAUGGCCGACUCGUGAUUUUCAUGUUAAUCAGAUUUUUGCUAAUUUACAAUUAAACAACUUGUCUGGUGGAUGCAGUUUUCUUCCUCAGGUAUUAUCAUGGCAUGUUGCAGCUACAAAUACAUCUGUGCUUCACUGCACUGACACUGGUGCAGGCUUUAUUUUUGUGGUUCAUGCUUCCUACUUUCAGAUUUUAAUCAGGGAUGGAAAUUAGCACCAGCUUAAUGCUGAUAAAAUGUGCAAGUGGCUGCUUCAUUUGCUUCACCCACAAGCCAAAAAACAAUAGGAUUCUGUUGAGUGUGUGGUAGAAUUUGAAAUCCACCAGCCACGGUGGCAAGGGAACAUAAAAGUUCAUUUUCAACCUUUUAUAGAUGUGGAUACCUAUCACCCAAACAAAAGUUCAAACACUAACAAUAGCAUCAUAUCAAUAGCAAAACUCACAACAUUGUAUAAAUGACAACGGUUUACCAGGUCCAUAGCAGUAACAUUUUGUUGCAAAAGAUGUCCAAAAUGUGCCAGUCUGUGAGAAGCUCUAAACAGUUUGGUCACUCAGAGAGGUAACUUUAAAUUGUAUGGCUGCAUGUAGCCAUUAUAUAUAAUCUGCAAGCCUGAAGGUACUGACAAUGCUGGAUUUUAACAUGCUGUUUGUAGAAACGGCAUCAAGUUGAUGUAUAAACCUUUUCAAAUAUGUUAGCAUUAAAUUGAAAUCUUUCUGCAUUAGGAAUGUUACAAAACUGCACUGCAGCUCAGCCCUAACAACAUUGUCACUAUGCUUGUAUCUGCAUGUAAAGGCUUUAUGACAGUUAAUUAAGGGCACUGUAGAGUUACACUAAAUGUGAGAGGAAGUCACGGUAAAAAGGUGAAAGAGCUUUGCUGUGUUGUUUAAGCGCAACUCUGAGUAAAAAGCUGUUUAAUGCAAUUGCAUUUACCUUAGGCUGUUAAUAAGUAAAGAAAACUGCCCUCAGUUAGCCUACAACUGAUAAACAGACCUCUAGUCAAUUGACCUGAAUCUGUAAGUGAUGAUGGCUGGUUCUUAGUCUCGUAAUGCCAGCGAUGAGCUGGACCCAGAUCAAAAGAAUCCCAGAAAUGGUGCAAGCUUAGGUUAAAGGAUUUGGGAAAGCCAGGGUUAAGUCCUCCUCGCCAUCCUGGAGUGAUGCCAGGGUUUCAGCGUACGACAAAAGUUCCACCACAGCUGCAUGGCAUCACUAGUGUCAUAUGGGUUUCAAGGACAUAAAAAAAAAGAAGCAUCCAGUUUUUGCCAUUGCUUAUUUACAUAUUGCCCACAGAGCUGCAUUACCCCACAGAUUGUCUCUACUUGGCUGUUUGUGCCAGAGUAAAGGGAAGAGCACACAGUAUGCUACGCAAGUGCUUUAUAUGGAUACUUUGACAGGGAAUUGUGUUUUCACACUAUGAAUGAGCAUCUUUUUUGACAUCAGUGUCCUUAAAAGUAUUUGGAAAAUGGUCUCUCGGACAACUUCAGUAGGUCGUUAGAGUAUAGUUCUAGUUUUAGUUAGCUGGGAAAUGUCAGUGUCUGAGGAAGUUACCAUGAAUCUAGCACAGCAGAAAUUAGAUAGGAACUUUGAAUGGUGUUGCAUGUUUAAAGACUUAGCAUUUUAAAGCUUUGAGUUGUAUAGGAAUGAAGGAUCUAGGCUGUGUGUUUGGCUGUGUAGAGGGAUGUUUUUCUGUCACAAACAUUGGCUGGACAUUCUGUGUACAAGAAAUGUAUUUUUCUUUUUAGAAUCCUUGUGUGAGUUUUUUUGUGACAUUUGCCAUCUGGGGGAUUGGGCUGUACAAAAGGAAUGUACGCUUGUUUGAGGUAUCCGUUUUAUCUGCCUGCAGACCAGUUUCAGAAAGCAUGAGAAUCAUAAAAAAAAAAAAGAACAACAUUGUCACAUUUUUUGCACUUGAAUAUUCUCCAUUGACAUGCUUGGAUCCUCUCCUGCCUAGAGUUGUCCUUCAGAUGGCGUUUUUUUUUUUUAGAAAAAGCAUUAAAGUCACACAUUUGUCUUUAUGUGUUCAUAUAACUGUUUAGAUUAAAAUUUUGUUUUUGUCAUAUGUGUGGGAUAUAAAGGGUAAGGCACCAGCAUCAUAUCAAAGCCUCUGCUAAUGCUCAAGAAAUGGGAUCAUGGCAAGAACGUGGAUGUAAAUUCGACUUUUUUUUUUUUUUUUGGGAUGUGUGUGUAUGUGUUUCAGUUGAAAUGUGAAAGUAAAAUGUUAGUCUUUUUAAUACAAUGUUCUUUUAAUGGUAUUUUCCAUUUUAAUUUGCAAUUUGUCAUCAGAUUUUGACAAGCAGGAACCAGUUUCAUAUGGUUUCGCUGCUGUGACUUUUCUAAAUACUUACUUAGUUUAUUAUUAAGCAUUAUUGCCUUCAAUGUUUGAUUCCAGAGGUUGAUGCUUGUUCAGACUGCUGAAGCAUUUUGAAUUCAUAACAGCUGUUUAGCACUUAACAAGCUCCAACGUAUUUUUUUUGUGCAUCUCCGUGAGUGAAGGUGAUUGUUUACAACACUAUGUUUCAAAAAAAGCCCCUCCCUUCCUUUUUUGUUCACCCUCUCUCACAUGAACUUGGUACAAUUUAAAAACUCAUUUAUUUCAUUUUAAUGUGUUAUACACAUUUGUGCUGCUUAUGGAUAUGAUUGCCUUUCUUGUAUUUAACAACGGGGAAAUAGAAUGUCACCAAUGUAGAUGUAUGUACACAUAAUGACUUUGGUUAUCAUCUUGGGAGAGCAAAGCAGAUUUGCAAUUUGUUAACAACUGUAGUCAGUUAAAAGAGCAUUAGUAGCGAUUAGUAAACCCUCUGUAGAGAAACCAGUUCACUCCAGUUUACAUUGGUUGUCAACUUUCCAAAGUAGAUGGUCUUUUUGUAUUUUUCUUUUGGAAAAAAUCAACAGUGAUUUAUUGCACACUUUGGAUACAGUUCAAGAGUUUUUUGUAUCUGCCAAUUAUAAAUUAUAAAUAAAAAAACUAUAUUCUAAAAAAAAAAAAAA
This is a messenger RNA of Plectropomus leopardus (leopard coralgrouper), 5617 nucleotides long. RefSeq names its product suppressor of cytokine signaling 6a (gene socs6a). NCBI's taxonomy places the organism in Eukaryota, Metazoa, Chordata, Actinopteri, Perciformes, Serranidae. Gene Ontology annotation, biological process: phosphatidylinositol phosphate biosynthetic process; regulation of growth; protein ubiquitination. Gene Ontology annotation, molecular function: 1-phosphatidylinositol-3-kinase regulator activity. The record is from RefSeq and is a predicted model, not a curated record. Gene Ontology annotation, cellular component: phosphatidylinositol 3-kinase complex.